AUGUUAUCAGCUGAAGAUGAUCCUUUGACAACUUCUGUCAUCUCCUCCUUCGGGCCCAACAGCUCACCCAGAGCGCGGGAGAUUCUGACGGGGCUGAUCCGAUAUCUCCAUGCAUUUUGUCGCGAGGUAAAUCUCACUACAGAAGAGCUCUACCUCGCCAUUGAAGCGUUGAAUCGGUCUGGUCAGAUGAGCAACGCUGAAAGGAAUGAGACUUUAUUGAUCUCAGACUGUCUUGGCGUGGAAGCACUGGUUGAUGCCCAAACACAGAAGAUGCUCGAGCAAGAUAACGGAACCAACUCUUGCAUUCUCGGCCCAUUCUAUGUCGCUGACCCUCCUCAAUAUGCCAAUGGGGAUAGCAUUAUCCAGAAAUACCUUGGCGGAGAAGUGACUUACUUCCAUGGCCGAAUCUUGGAUGCCGAUACUAAUAAACCUGUAGAAGGUGCUUCUCUGAACGUCUGGGAGUGUGCAGUCAAUGGACUUUAUGAUCAGCAGGAUCCCAAUCAGCCAUCCGGAAACAUGCGCGGCAUGUUCACCUCCGAUGCAGAAGGCAAAUACGCUUUUUACUGCAUUAAGCCAGUUCCUUAUCCCGUUCCGUACGACGGCCCUGCUGGGGAUACUCUCAAGCUCAUGGAUCGCCACCCCUACAGGGCUGGUCACAUCCACUUCAUGGUGACCAGGGACUCUUACAACCGUCUGAUUACACAGGUAUUUCCUGAGGACGACACUUAUCUCGACUCUGACUCGGUGUAUGCCGUCAAGUCAGAUUUGCUGUUGAAGUUCAAACCUUAUAACUGCGGCUCACUGAAGAGGACUGGAGGCAACGAUGUCGAUGUGAAGUGGGAAGUCAACUGGGAUUUCAAAAUCAAGCAACAGAAAGAUUAA
Molecule: messenger RNA, 882 nt
Organism: Fusarium subglutinans
Lineage: Eukaryota; Fungi; Ascomycota; Sordariomycetes; Hypocreales; Nectriaceae
Product: hydroxyquinol 1 2-dioxygenase
Exons: 3
Coding region: 1-882 (293 amino acids)
Biological process (GO): catechol-containing compound metabolic process
Molecular function (GO): ferric iron binding; catechol 1,2-dioxygenase activity
Source: RefSeq, a predicted model, not a curated record